AUGGGACAACUCUUGUCGAGCCUGAGUCUGCGUGGAGGCGAUGUUGCCGUACCCGAGCUUAACCUUGACUUGGCCAAUGCUUCACCUUCCGCGGAAGAAAGUCAAUUACACGAUCGAUUAUCAGCAUUGUUGGUUCAACCUGGUCCAUCACUAUUAGAGUUGCUACGCAACUAUAAAUCAGCUUCCACCGAGGUUAGGACAGCUAUCGCUUCCCCGACACAGGAGAAUGAGGAUACCGCAUGGGAGGCUGUUAUGCCCAUCGUCUCCAUGCUACAAGAGUUUUAUGGUUACUCGUGCGAUUUAGGCCAAGCUGUGCCCGAGUUAUUGCAAGUGUUAUGUCAAGGCGAUGUGGCCAAGAAUCUUGAAAACCAUCAAGGAUUAACCAAACUCUUUGCUGACAUGCUGGAUUUUGUCUUUGAGUUUGAUUAUCUAAAGAUGCGUAACCCUACAAUGCAGAAUGAUUUCUCGUAUUAUCGACGCAUGUUGCAACGAGGACGAUAUGGCACAGCACCUGAUGAGAGUACUUCGGACUUGCGUAGUGCUAUGGAUCAAAGCGAUGAGGCCAACCGCAUCUCUCUCUUUAUUGCUUAUCCCACGCCCAUGCUCAAGUGUGUCAUCGACACGACCACGGAGUUUGUUACAAAGCAUCGAUUGCAACGAAGCGUGGGUGAUUGUUUGACAGCACUUUGGGCAGCAUGUUUUCAAACCGUUAACAAGAAGCGUGCGCUAUCACCCGAGCUUGUUGGAUUUUGUCUCAAGGUGAUGGUGGUUUCGAUCAUUCUUUACGACCAUAUCGAUCCUAGUGGUGUGUUUUCCAAAAACUCGCCUAUCAAUAUCAAGAACUCGGUUAAAAUGAUCCAAACAGCCCAUACCACCGUGUACAACAUGCCCGAAGAGUCAAGUGCAUCCAAUCUCAUGUCGGCUUUGCGAUACAAUUCCAAACAUCUCAAUGAUGAUUCCACACCAAAGGGAGUGAAGAACAUGGUCCUUGCCGCUUGA
This is a messenger RNA of Lichtheimia ornata, 999 nucleotides long. RefSeq lists its product as uncharacterized. Gene Ontology annotation, molecular function: small GTPase binding. Gene Ontology annotation, biological process: regulation of actin filament polymerization. The transcript has 5 exons. The record is from RefSeq and is a predicted model, not a curated record. Bases 1 to 999 code for a protein of 332 amino acids. NCBI's taxonomy places the organism in Eukaryota, Fungi, Mucoromycota, Mucoromycetes, Mucorales, Lichtheimiaceae.